This is a messenger RNA of Bemisia tabaci, 6115 nucleotides long. The record is from RefSeq and is a predicted model, not a curated record. Lineage: Eukaryota; Metazoa; Arthropoda; Insecta; Hemiptera; Aleyrodidae.
UUUGCAAGUACAUUUGCCAUAAAGCGUGUGAAAGCAAGCACUCGAACGAUGCCACGAGCAAAAGUUCGACGAAAAAUAGAUCGACGAGGAUGACCAGCGGUGGGAGGAGAGCGGCGCGGCGCCCUCGGGACCAAUCCGCGAUGAGCGGAAUGGACCUGACGUACGUGACCGAGAGGAUGAUCGCCCUGUGGUUCCCCGGGGACCUCCCCCACUCGGCCUUCAUCGCCGGCCACCAAGAGGCCGCCACCAUGCUCCAGGGCAAACAUCCUGACAACUAUAUGGUUUUCAAUUUAUCAGAACCUCGUAGGAGUGUCAGGAGUCAUCACGACAGGGUCACCGAGCUGGGGUGGCCCCCCGAUCUGGCUCCGUCAUUAGAGAGACUCUGUACCGUCUGCAAGCAAAUCGACUCCUGGCUGGCAGGCAACCCGGCACGCAUAGCCGUUCUCCACGCAAGGGGGAAUAAGGAGCGCAUCGGCGUGGUGGUAGCCGCGUUUGCGCACUAUUCCGACAUUUGCGGAGGCCCCGACCAGGCCCUGGACCGAUUCGCAAUGAGACGGUUUCUAGAUUCUAAAAUUGGCGAUUUGGAGCAGCCAUCGAACCGCAGGUACGUGGACUACAUGGCCGGUCUCCUAUCUGCGAACAUCCGAGUGAACUCCGCGCCGCUGUUCCUGACGCACGUGACGGUGCUGGGGGCGCCGGCUUUCGAGCCCGGCAUGGGUGGCGGGUGCCGGGCAUUUCUCAAGGUCUACGAGGGGCUGGUCCCCGUCUAUACCUCGGGCGUCUACACCGUCACCGGGGACACCAAACAGUUCACCGUCAACGUCGCCGCGGAACGCCAGCGGCGAGGCCUUCAGCUCAGGGGAGACAUCCUUCUCAAGUGCUAUCAUAGACAUUAUUCUGGCAACCAGCGAGACAGCGGCACAGCUGACAGCCCGACAAGGUGCAGCAGCAACGCGAGCGAACCUCUGCCGCCGCUCAGAGAGCAAAUUUUCUCGUGCCAAUUUCAUACCUGUGCUAUAACGGACUACACUGUUAGCUUUACUCGUCAAGAAUUAGAUUCAGCCUGUCACGAUUUGAGGUUUCCGCUGGACGGUGCGGUGGAGCUCCACUUUUCGGCGACCCCCGAAUCGGUGCGUCUCCCGGCGCCAGCCCCGACCCCGGCGGUCCCUGUUGACUUGUCCACGGAUCCGGUCACCAGGUGGGACAGCUACGAGAAUCUGGCCGAUUCCCCCCUCGGAGAUACAGCCGAUACAGACACCGAAGACACUGCCGACGGGGAGGUAUGCCACACAUCGGGGCCGCUGGACGGAUCCCUGUACGCGACGGUGGGGAAGAAGGGCGGGCUCAUUAGCGGGCAGCAGCGCUCGUCUUCCAUGGACUCGGGGAUCUCCUCGGCGGGGAACGUGCUGAACACGACGGGGAGCCAGAACAACGCGAGCGCGAGCAACGCGUCCUCAUCGCCCCCGGGGGCCGACGCGGAUCAGCACCGCCAACUCGAGGAGCUCCUCAGCAACAUGCUCCUCACCGUGGAGAACAUCCCGGACCUGCCCGACCUUGCGCCGCUCCCGCCUCCGCCCGCCGCCAACGCCAACUCGCGGACGCCCGAGCGCCCAGUCAGUGCCAGUCCCGAGUCGGCGCCAGACCGCGAGUCCGGCAUCCGCUUCAUCGACGACGAUAUCCCUUAUCACGCCCGGCAGGACAGCCAGCCCUUCACCUACGGGGCCGUCCCCAAUGAGGCCAUGCUUCGCACCCAGAUAGCCACCGGGCUCUCCAGCCCCAGCCUCGUCCGCAAGGCCAGUUUCAAGGAUAGCCCGCCGAUCCCGGCCCCUGUUAUCACCAACGGGCAUGGGCACCACAACGACAGGCAGGCCCCCGUCCCUCCCAGGGAUUUCAAGAGGAGCCGAAGCAGCCAUGCCGUCGCCUCGCCCCCGAGGUCGCCCGAGUUCCACGAGGGGAACGUCGUGAGCGGGAGCAUGAACGGGACCGGGCACAACCUGACGUGGCUCCAGCGGCAGCAGCUGAAGCUGAAGGAGCGGAAGGAGGUGCAGAUCAGGAACGAGCGGCUGCCUUACGAGACCCGGCUCCUCUCGGAGCUGGUCCAUCACAAUAGGUACAAAAAGCCGAGCCCGAGCCAAAGGCUGGACGGGUACACGAGUGACACGACCCUCUUCUCCGGCGAGGACGAGGAGGACUUCUCCAUCCCGCUGCACAUCAACACGGCCGCCGGCCACCACAAGCAGCUCCAGAACGGGACCUCGACGCCCACCUCGCCGGUCCUCCCGCAUCGGACCACCUCCCGCGCCCAGAAGCAACAGUUCAGCGCCAUCAGCAACGGCAACGUCCACCGGCAAAAGCUCGACACUUUCGAGCGGCCUUUUGUCUCCGUCAAGCGGGCGCACGAGCAGCAGAUCAAAAAGUACGCCGAGAACGGCGAGCCUUCACCGUCGACUGGAUUACUGUCUGUGGUGGAAAGAAAUGGUAGUGAUCACCUAGCAUCCCUCAUUGCCACGCUAACUAGUCAUGAUACCUCAAGCUCUCCCACUUGGUUGCGGCACCAGAGCCGGCAUGAGAGUGUGGGAUCAUUGCGCACUGCUUCAAUCAGUGAUACGGAAUCAAGUCCACCGCACACUACAACGCCUCGACCUCAGACGCCAGCAUUCCCUGUCCAUCCUCGCACCCCUUACAGCAACAGCAAUGUCCACUUUGAUGCCUCGAGUUUGCCACCCAAAAGUCCUACCUCACAAAGACGAGCAGGCAUGGGUAAAAAUGUUAAGAAACCCUCUCAGAAUACCACAAGGUCUCGAAAAGACUGGUCUCCUCUUGCUGAAACGUUACAAAGGGAGCGUAACAUGAUGUCUGCCAGGAGUUACGAUAGCUCAUCAGAGACUCAUAGCCCGAAGAGUCCCGCGCUAACAAGUUUACAAAAUGGAAGCACCGGUCACUCAUCGCCAUCUGUAUAUUUUGGAACAUCACGGAGGUCAUCGACACAUUCUAAUAGCGAAACUACCCAUGAAGUUUCCCUUGCCAAUGUCAAUUUUGUCAGGGACACAUCCAAAUAUUGGUACAAGCCUAACAUGUCGCGGGAAGAAGCUAUUGCAAUGUUGAGGGAUAAACCUCCAGGUACAUUUAUUGUCAGGGAUUCAAACUCAUUUCCUGGAGCUUUUGGAUUAGUUCUAAAAGUUGCAACUCCGCCUCCAGGUUCAGUGAACAAAACUCCAAAUAGCGAUCCUUCGAAUGAACUUGUCAGGCACUUCCUGAUUGAACCGACUCCGAGAGGAGUUCGUUUGAAAGGUUGCGCCAACGAGCCUGUAUUUGGAUCAUUGUCAGCUCUAGUUUAUCAGCACUCAAUAAUGCCUCUUGCCUUACCAUGCCAAUUAGUGUUACCUGAAAUGAAUCCUGCAAGUUCGGUUGUUGAUGGAUCCAAUACGAUAAGCUCUGCACAACUUCUGCUGGCUAAUGGAGCAGCAUGUAACGUGCUCUACUUAGUUACCGUUGAAACGGAGUCUCUAACUGGACCACAAGCCAUUGUGAGAGGAAUUGGUGCUCUGUUCUCAAUGAACCCUUUGCCCAGGGCAACUGUCGUUCAUUUCAAAGUCUCUAGCCACGGAAUUACUUUGACAGACAAUAAAAGAAGAUUAUUCUUCAGGCGGCACUAUCCAGUAAAUACCAUUAGUUAUUGUGGCCUUGACCCUGGAGAUCAUCGAUGGAGUCAACAGAACGAUACUACCGGUCUUCCAACUAGUUCAAACCGCUGUUUCGGAUUCAUCGCACGAAAACCAGCCAGCCAAACAGAUAAUGAGUGCCACAUAUUUGCAGAACUGGAACCAGAACAACCAGCCACUGCUAUAGUAAAUUUUGUUUGUAAAGUUAUGAUGAAUAGUAAUUUGAAACCAAAUAUCGUAUGAGAAGAAAUACCCAAAUAUAUUGUAUUUUAUUCUUUGUUAAUAUUUUAAAAAUUUGUUGUGUCUUGAAGUAUUCUUUGAACUAUCUGACAUUACCAGUCAAUAAUACGGCUAUAUUCAAUUUUAAAUUCUUUAGAUAAAAACUGUUUUCAGAAUUGCUCUUAAUUAAUUAUCAUAUCAAAUAUAUAAAAAUGGGAAAACCAAGCGCUUGCAUACCUAAUUUUUACAUCUGCGGCGGGCACGCAAAACUUUAACUUUAAUUAAAUGACCUUUUAAUUCAAUCUUUCUCAAUGGCACAGCCCUUUAAAUGAAAAUGACGUUGAUUACUUAUCCUUUUUCUCAUUAUUCUUCAAAGUCUGGAGAACGGAAUGAAAUAAUUAUUUAAUGGCCUAUGUAGUUCUUGUUCAUAUUUUUUUUUUCACUCUUUUUCAUUUUAUACUACCUACUUCUUCACAAUCACCAUGAAAGUAACAACGAAGUAAUAAGUUCCACCAACUUUGAAGUAAUAAGUUCCACCAACUUUGUUUUCCGCUGUAAAAUCACAGGGCACAGGAUUAUUAUAGUUCCUGUCAAAAAAAUAUGAAAUUAUUUUUUACUCAGUUGACUUGUAUAUAUAUUCUAAUAGAGAUACUAUUGGGAGUAUAUAGAACCUCAUUACUAAGAAGAUGUGCAAAAUAAUAUGAUUUUUACGAAGUCAGCUGUUGCAAAACGAUGUAAAUAAUUAUUCACUUGUCUGUAACAUUGUUAAUAUUGCAUACAUUUUCCUUUGGUACUACACUUUGGCAUUCUCAGUACGACUUACUGUGAGUAGCGCUGAAGAUACCAAAAUGUGGAGGCGGCAAAAUGCGUACGCAUUAUUGAGGACUUUAUGCCCAAGUAGGUAUUUAUUUACAUGGUUUUGAACUUUUUUUUGUAUGGUUCUCUGUAGUUAUUUUAUUGAUUCAACUGUUAUUAUAGCUUUCAUUUUACUGAUUUUAGUAACUUGCUGUCUUCAAGUCCAUUUGAAAAAAAUUAUCAAAACAAAUUUCCUCUGAUUAAAUGGAGUUUCAGUCAAAAAUUUGUUAUUGAAUAACAUGUUUUGAAAUCAAAAUUUUAAUUGAAAUUAUAUUUCACGUGCUCAAGGCAGCAAUUCAGUUUAAAUCGCAAUUUUUAUUUACAUUCCAAAACAAGGUCAGCCUGUAGGAAAAUCAGAUGUAUGUGUUAGAUAAAAUGUUUCUCUUGUCUCUAUCUAUUUGAACAGCUAAUUAAAAAUUUAGAAUUUCAAUAAAUUUCAAUGAAAAAAAGGUUCGCCUAGUUAGAUGCUGAGCCUCAAAUCUGGAAUUUCUAAUAAUAUUUCUUGAGGAAAUACAAUUCCCUCCCCAAAGCUAUGUGAUUGCUAUGGAUUUAGCGGUGGAUCAUGCCCGGAAGAAGAUUUUAGAUCAUUAACAGUUAAAUUCAUAAAUAUUAGCAGGUUUUGAGAAGAAGGAUGUAAUAUUUUACAGAGAGAACCUAAUAUUCUUUCUCUUGGGCAACUUCUUUUUUUAAUUAUUGUCAUUAAUUGAAGAUAAUCUAUUUUUGUAACUCAUUUUCCUAGUCAGUACCUAUUAUUCUUUCUAUUGAAUUGCAAAUUCUGCAUUCUCUUUGCUGUUUGAAUAUGGGUUUCUAAGUGCUAAUAAAUUUCAACUCCAAUUUUCUGCAUAAUUUUACAUAACAAGAUGUCAAUUCAAAAUUUUUAGAAGAUUAAUAUAUUUAUUUGGAAUACUGACUCAUGUCUUGAAAGUGAACACAUUAGGAAAGAUUAUUUUUACCAUUUUGUUUGAUCAAGUACCGUUUUGUUCAGCAGUGAAAUGUAAUUGACCUAUAAAUCUUUUCCCACCCACUAAGCAAAGCCAGAAACAGUAUUUUCUAGUAACUACAAUGAAAGCUGAGAAAGAAACUAGUCAUUUUUUCUCUCGCUUUAACAUUACACAAUUUUCACAGUUAUUUUAUCAUAGUACAAACAAAAGUAAGUAUUUUGUUUUCAUAUCAACCAUGUACAUAUUCACUAAAGUUGUAAUCUGUUAAUAAAUGUUUGUAAAGGUAUCAAAGUUAAUUUUACUCAUCCGUUGAAUGUUGUCUGUAUAUUUAUGCAUAUUGAAAUUUAAAUCAAAUUGUUGUAAUAAAAAAGUAUUAUUAUUCAUAAGAAAAUCUGUGUAAAAAAUAAAUAAAAAAAGUCUCUGUUUAAAAAAAAAAAA